AUGACCCAUUUUCUCAGAGUUGCUAAUGCUAUAGAAGAUAGAGACCCGAAAAUCAAAGUAUGGGUGAAGCAAGUUCGAGAAGCUGCAUAUGACACUACAGAUGCUCUUGACAUGUACAUGCUUCGCCUCAGAUCUAGACAUCAUCAGAGCACAAGAUUCCCUCGCCACCAAAUUGCUUCUGAAGUGAAAGGAAUCAAGUCUAGAAUCAUCAAUACUUCUGAGAGACAUCAACGAUAUAGUGACAUGCAUAGCAAAAAAGAGCAAGGCUCAAGCUCUACUCAUUCAAACAUCGCAUGGUAUCAUUGUCGUGGCGAUGCACUUCUACUCGAAGAAGCCGACCUUGUGGGCAUUGACAAGCCCAAAUCACACUUGAUUCAUUUGCUAGUGGAUGAGGAUCCUCGACUCAAGGUCGAAGAGCUUUUAAAAGACAUGAUUCGAGUUCUCUUUGAAGAAGUCAAGCAACCACUCCCACGAGGAGUGGACAGUACGGAUGCAAACAACUUGAAAGGUAUAAUUAAUGCCUUUUUGCAGCAAAAGAGUCGAGUAAUUUUGACAACAAGAAAUGUAGAUUUAGCUUCUUUUGCUAGUGAAGAAUAUCAUGGCAUGAUCUUUCUAAAAAUAUAUGGAAAAUGCGAGGGGUUACCACUUGCAAUAGUGGCAAUUAGUGGUCUAUUAUCAACAAAGGAGAAGAGUGCGGACGAGUGGGAGAUGAUUUACCGCAGCCUGGGUGCGGAACUAGAAGGAAAUGACAAACUCAAGAGCAUGAAAAAGAUAUUGUCCCUCAGUUACUUUGAUUUGCCUUACUAUCUUAAGCUAUGUUUUUUGUACUUGAGUAUUUUUCCAGAAGAUUGUCUCAUUGAUCAUUGGAGAUUAAUUCGGUUGUGGGUGGCCGAAGGAUUUGUCGAAGUGAAAGAAGGAAUGACGAAAGAAGAAGUUGCUGAGGGCUACCUCAAUGAGCUGAUGAACAGAAGUUUAGUUCAAGUGACAAGAGUCAGGCGGGAUGGAAGGUUCAAGGCUUAUCGGAUCCAUGACCUUUGGUGUGAAAUGAUAAUUGUGAAGUCGAGAGAGCAAAACAUUGUCACAAUAGCAAGUGAAAGAGGCAGGGCGUGGCUUGAGAAAUUGCGACGCCUCUCAAUCCACCAUAAUUUUGAAGAUAUUCAGGAAAGUAUUUGUUUCACUCGUCUUCGUUCUUUACUCGUGUUCAGCGCAAUAGAUUCAGUGUCCAUUUUGUCAAAGGUUGCAUCCUUAGGCAAGGGUGUAAGUCUACUAAUGGUGUUAGAUUUGAGAGGAGCACAAUUGGAAACAUUUCCUCAUGAAAUUGUGGAACUCCUUAAUCUUACUUAUCUAAGUUUGAGGGCGACCAAUGUAAAAAUGAUCCCAAAAGCGAUCGGAAAGCUCAAGAAGCUAGAAACAUUGGAUCUGAAACAUACGAAUGUCACCGAGUUGCCCGAUGAGAUCUUGAAGCUCCAACAUCUUCGCCAUCUCUUGUUGUGUCGCUACAACGUCAACAACCAGAUUUAUUUUCCUUUUCACUCUACAAUUGGCUUCAAAGCUCCGGCAGGAAUAGGAAGUUUGUUGUACUUGCAGAAACUAUGUGCUAUUGAAGCAAACCGAGGGAGUAAUAGUGGCAUCGUGGUAAGAGAGGUGGGGAAACUAGCUCAAUUGAGGAGAUUGGCCAUUACAAUGCUACAGAAGGAAGAUGGGACUAUGCUAUGUUCUUCCCUUGAGAAGCUAAAGAACCUUCGCUCGUUGUACGUUGCGGCAACAAAAGAAGAUGAGAUCAUUGAUUUAGAUUCUCUGUCUUCGCCUCCUCAACUUCUUCAAAGACUCUAUCUGAAAGGAUGUUUGGAGAAGAUACCGCACUGGAUACCAUCUCUUCACAACCUAAAAAGGGUAACCUUAAGGUGGAGUAAGUUAAAAGAUGUUGAUCCACUGCAUUCCCUUCAAGAUUUGCCCAAUUUGCUUUUUCUUGAACUUCACACAGUAUAUGAAGGAGAUGGAUUGUUUUUCAAGGCCGGUGGAUUUCAAAAGCUUAAAGAAUUGUGGUUGAUUCGCUUAGUAGGAUUGAAAUGGGUGAGAGUGGGGUCUAGUUCCAUGCCUCUUCUUGAAAGGUUCAUUCUUCAUGAUUGUAAAUUGAUGAUGGAGUUGCCCUUUGGUGUUGAACAUUUGACCAAUCUCAAAGAACUAGAAUUGUGUGAUAUGUCUGGAAUAUUAAUUUGGAGGUUGAAAAAAGACUUACAAGGUGGAGACUAUUGA
Rhododendron vialii is the source of this 2256-nucleotide messenger RNA. RefSeq names its product disease resistance protein RPM1-like. Gene Ontology annotation, biological process: defense response to other organism. The coding region runs from base 1 to 2256 and encodes 751 amino acids. Gene Ontology annotation, molecular function: ADP binding. Lineage: Eukaryota; Viridiplantae; Streptophyta; Magnoliopsida; Ericales; Ericaceae. The transcript is spliced from 5 exons. The record is from RefSeq and is a predicted model, not a curated record.